Molecule: messenger RNA, 2470 nt
Organism: Mangifera indica (mango)
Lineage: Eukaryota; Viridiplantae; Streptophyta; Magnoliopsida; Sapindales; Anacardiaceae
Product: phosphatidylinositol/phosphatidylcholine transfer protein SFH11
Exons: 11
Coding region: 464-1819 (451 amino acids)
Source: RefSeq, a predicted model, not a curated record
AUUGACAGUUAGGGCUUGGGCCCGCUCUUUUCCCGCCACGAGAGAAAACUUGAUUCCUUAAUUACUCUUCAACUUCAACACUUGCACCUUCCUUUUCAAUCCACCAUAUCUGUUGUUGGAAUUGCCAUGCUCGUUUCUCUUCUCUCUCUCUCUCUCUUUUUUUUUCUUUAAAUUUUUCCACAGUUUCUUGUUACCCGUUCAUUCCACAUAUGCAAGAAUCAAAUUUAUCCUUAUAUUCGAUUCCUCACCUUUGCUUCAUUCUUUUCAAAUUAUUUUCUUGUGGGUCAAGUCAUCGGAUUGAAUUGCUCUCCUCUUUAUGCUGUCUCAACAUCGUUUGGGGACAGGGCAGAAGGUUUGAUGAUUGUUAAGAUUAGGCAAUUGGAAGAAUUUAAACAUUACUGUCAUAUGUUUAGCAUUUUCAUUUAAUACUUAUAGUUGCUUAUUGCAAUUGAGUUGGGUACACAUGAAUUACGAUGGGGAGAUCAUUAUUCAUGGGGAUAGUGAAGAAGGUGAGGGAUCAACUCCAAAGAAAUAUAUUGGGGGAAAAACUAAAUCUAUGCAUCCACCCCUUGAGUCUAAUUGGGUUCUCCCAGCUGAAAAACAAGACAAACAUCGUUCAUCAACAAAUACAGGCAUUAACAAAUUGUUAAUUUAUCCAAAGAAGGUUCAACGGUCGCUGAAGAGAAUUGGGAGGAGCAAAAGCAUGAAAAAUAUCCUCGAAGGAACUCCUGAUCCAAAAUAUGAAGAAAUUGUUAAUUCUUUCCGUGAAUUACUCUUUCUUGAGGGUCAGUUAACAACGAAAGACAAUGACUAUCACACACUUUUGCGAUUUCUACGAAUGAGGGAUUUUGAUGUUACAAAAUCAAGAGAGAUGUUCUUGAAUUAUCUCAUGUGGCGCCAGGAUUUUGGGGUUGAUGCAAUUACCAAGGAAUUUAAAUUUGACGAGUUUAAGGAGGUCAAGCAAUGCUAUCCUCAUGGAUUUCAUGGAGUUGAUAAAUUCGGUAGACCAAUAUACAUUGAACAAAUAGGGAUGAUAGAUCUAAAUGCCUUGCUGCAAGUAACCACAAUUGAAAGAUUUGUUAAGUAUCAUGUGUCUGAACAAGAGAAAACAUUAAAUUUGAGAUACCCUGCUUGUUCGAUUGCAGCCAAGAGGCAUGUAGCAUCAACCACAAGUAUAUUAGAUGUGAAGGGAGUGGGAAUGUCUAAUUUCUCAAAGCCUGUAAGACAGCUCUUUAUGGAAAUUCAAAGGAUUGAUAGCAAUUAUUACCCAGAGACUUUGCACCAUCUCUUCAUAAUCAAUGCUAGCUCUGGGUUCAGGAUGCUAUGGAAAGUAAUCAAGGCCUUUCUGGAUGUACGUACAUUAGCAAAGAUUCAAGUGUUGGGACACAACCACCUUAGUAACCUGGUUGAACUUAUUGAUCCAAGUAAUUUGCCACGUUUUCUGGGUGGAAACUGCACAUGUUCUGAUUACGGUGGUUGCCUGUUAAGUGACAAAGGCCCCUGGAAUAAUCCAGAAAUUACAGAAAUUCUUCAGGCAGUUUCCGCAACAGAAGAGAUGGAAAAUUAUGGAGGAGACAAUGAUGAGCCUAAUGGAGAUGCUAUGUUGAAUCAUACGCAUAAUGUGCAGAAUGAAGAAGAUACAGGAAAUGAACAAAUAUCAGAUAUUAAGAAGCUUGCAUUAGAGAAGAUCCAGGCAUUGGAAAGUGCAUUUGAGGAUACCAAGAUGAAAUUUCAGAAACUGGAAGCUGCAAUUGAGGACACCAAAAGUGUAAGUCUUAAACUAUGUCUAUUCAUUUCUCCCAGUCUUAUCAAAUUAUAAUUAUUAUUAUUUGUCAUCUUUGCUUUGUUUCCUGUUAACAGGUCUUGAAAGAAUUUUUGCAGUAUGUAGAAAAUAUGAAAAUUUGAACCAAGAAUUGUUUUCAGUGUUUCUGCUGAAAGCUAGGACUACUGUUGUGGUUUUGCUGAGGCACCUCAAGUGCUUUAUGUGGGGGUCAAAUGCAUCUUAAUAUCUGUUUAAUUGACCAUGUUUAAUUUAUUGCCUUCAUAUUCAUUCAUAUUUCAACUUUGAAGAAUCUGUUUGACUCUAUCUUCUUAAUGCGCUAUGGAUGGAAUAGCAACAAAACUGCCAUGAUUGAGGAAUUGUCAAUUUGAUUUUGAUAAAUCAUUAAAUACUUGUUGGUGUAUUUAUCAGACCAAUUUUGGGGACUGACGUGGCAUUGGGAGUUUCUCACACGUGGUCAUUUAAAUUGUAAUUGAAUUUAGAGUAGACAAAAAUUAAAUAUAAAUAUUGAAGAGGAGCGAGUAGAAUGCAAAUAUUUGCGCAAGCGAAUUAGUGAUCCAUUUUUAUUCUUCUUCGAACGUUCAGCUGAUCACUUGUCUCUCGCUCGCUUAAAUCCAUCUAAAACAAAAACAAGCACAUAUUUUUUCGAUCUCUCUCCACCGAAUCUUGUUUUCAAAUACAAUUUUUUUU